AUGAGGCGACGACGGAGGCGGGACGGUUUCUACCCAGCGCCGGACUUCCGAGACAGGGAAGCUGAGGACAUGGCAGGGGUGUUUGACAUAGAUCUGGACCAGCCGGAGGACGCGGGCUCUGAGGAUGAGCUGGAGGAGGGGGGUCAGUUAAAUGAAAGCAUGGACCACGGGGGAGUUGGACCGUAUGAACUUGGCAUGGAGCAUUGUGAGAAAUUUGAAAUCUCAGAAACUAGUGUGAACAGAGGGCCAGAAAAAAUCAGACCAGAAUGUUUUGAGCUACUUCGAGUACUUGGUAAAGGGGGCUAUGGAAAGGUUUUUCAAGUACGAAAAGUAACAGGAGCAAAUACUGGGAAAAUAUUUGCCAUGAAGGUGCUUAAAAAGGCAAUGAUAGUAAGAAAUGCUAAAGAUACAGCUCAUACAAAAGCAGAACGGAAUAUUCUGGAGGAAGUAAAGCAUCCUUUCAUUGUGGAUUUAAUUUAUGCCUUUCAGACCGGUGGAAAACUCUACCUCAUCCUUGAGUAUCUCAGCGGAGGAGAAUUAUUUAUGCAGUUAGAAAGAGAAGGAAUAUUUAUGGAAGACACAGCCUGCUUUUACUUGGCAGAAAUCUCCAUGGCUUUGGGGCAUUUACAUCAAAAGGGGAUCAUCUACAGAGACCUGAAGCCGGAGAAUAUCAUGCUUAAUCACCAAGGUCACGUCAAACUAACAGAUUUUGGACUAUGCAAAGAAUCUAUUCAUGACGGAACAGUCACACACACAUUUUGUGGAACAAUAGAAUACAUGGCCCCUGAGAUCUUGAUGAGAAGCGGCCACAACCGUGCUGUGGACUGGUGGAGUUUGGGAGCAUUAAUGUAUGACAUGCUGACUGGAGCACCCCCGUUCACUGGGGAGAAUAGAAAGAAAACAAUUGACAAAAUCCUCAAAUGUAAACUCAAUUUGCCUCCCUACCUCACGCAAGAAGCCAGAGAUCUGCUUAAAAAGCUGCUGAAAAGAAAUGCUGCUUCUCGUCUUGGAGCUGGUCCUGGGGAUGCUGGAGAAGUUCAAGCUCAUCCAUUCUUCAGACAUAUUAACUGGGAAGAACUGCUGGCUCGGAAGGUGGAGCCCCCCUUCAAGCCUCUUUUGCAAUCGGAAGAGGAUGUGAGUCAGUUUGAUUCCAAGUUUACACGUCAGACACCUGUUGACAGCCCAGAUGACUCAGCUCUCAGUGAAAGUGCCAACCAGGUCUUCCUGGGUUUUACAUAUGUGGCUCCAUCUGUACUUGAAAGCGUGAAAGAAAAGUUUUCCUUUGAACCAAAAAUCCGAUCCCCUCGAAGAUUUAUUGGCAGCCCACGAACACCUGUCAGCCCAGUCAAAUUUUCUCCUGGGGAUUUCUGGGGAAGAGGUGCUUCAGCCAGCACGGCAAAUCCGCAGACACCUGUGGAGUACCCGAUGGAGACAAGUGGGAUAGAGCAGAUGGACGUGACGAUGAGCGGGGAGGCUUCAGCACCGCUUCCAAUACGACAGCCAAACUCCGGACCGUACAAAAAGCAAGCUUUUCCCAUGAUCUCCAAACGACCAGAGCACCUGCGUAUGAAUCUAUGA
Rangifer tarandus platyrhynchus (Svalbard reindeer) is the source of this 1578-nucleotide messenger RNA. Lineage: Eukaryota; Metazoa; Chordata; Mammalia; Artiodactyla; Cervidae. The record is from the annotation of a GenBank genome assembly.